This is a messenger RNA of Dentiscutata erythropus, 528 nucleotides long. Lineage: Eukaryota; Fungi; Glomeromycota; Glomeromycetes; Diversisporales; Gigasporaceae. The record is from the annotation of a GenBank genome assembly.
AUGGAUAGUCUUAUUUUUGGAGGUUCACCCGAAGAAGCUUUGAAAGAAAUUAUGAAAAAUCCACCUUACGACCUUACCUUACCGGUAGAAGAACUCCUUUCUUCACGUAAAAGAAAGAAAUCUCAAAAACCACCUCGAGCGCAAAACAAAUUUAUUUUGUUUCGAAAAGAUUAUACUGCAAGGGCGAGAAAACAAGACCCAGAUCGAACAAAGUUAAUGAAUACUCAUGAUUUUUCAAGAGAAGCAAGUCAACAAUGGGAAGAUCAUUCACCUCAGGUGAAAUUAUUCUUUACGAUCUUGGCGACCGUCGCCACCGAAAGGCAUAAAGCGAUCUACCCGGGUUACGUCUACGAACCCGAGAAAAAGAAAGAUAAACCGGCAUCGCCAAUUUCACCAGUUUCGCUAGAAAACUUUAUGGGUGAAUCUUCGGACGAAUUUGAAGAGUACAUUGACUAUAGUCAAUGCUCGAAAGAGACAGACCUAGGCAUUUCUGAAAUAUCUGGCAAGUUGAACGAUGACUGCCAGUAA